Canis lupus familiaris (dog) is the source of this 1245-nucleotide messenger RNA. It is a transcript of the gene AVPR1A, whose product is annotated as arginine vasopressin receptor 1A. Gene Ontology annotation, cellular component: membrane. The transcript has 2 exons. NCBI's taxonomy places the organism in Eukaryota, Metazoa, Chordata, Mammalia, Carnivora, Canidae. The record is from RefSeq and is marked provisional. The coding region runs from base 1 to 1245 and encodes 414 amino acids. Gene Ontology annotation, molecular function: vasopressin receptor activity; peptide binding. Gene Ontology annotation, biological process: regulation of systemic arterial blood pressure by vasopressin; G protein-coupled receptor signaling pathway; positive regulation of vasoconstriction.
AUGCGCAUCCCCGGGGGCCCCGGCGCCCCGUCCGCCGGCAACUCCAGCCGCUGGUGGCCUGCGUCCGGCCGCGGAGCCAACGCGAGCGGGGACGCGGGGGCGCUGGCGGACGGCGGCGGGCCCCCGAGGGACGCGCGCAACGAGGAGCUGGCCAAGCUGGAGAUCGCCGUGCUGGCCGUGACCUUCGUGGUGGCCGUGCUGGGCAACAGCAGCGUGCUGGUGGCGCUGCACCGCACGCCCCGCAAGACGUCCCGCAUGCACCUGUUCAUCCGCCACCUGAGCCUGGCCGACCUGGCCGUCGCCUUCUUCCAGGUGCUGCCGCAGAUGUGCUGGGACAUCACCUACCGCUUCCGCGGGCCCGACGGCCUGUGCCGCGUGGUGAAGCACCUGCAGGUGUUCGGCAUGUUCGUGUCGCCCUACAUGCUGGUGGUCAUGACCGCCGACCGCUACAUCGCCGUGUGCCACCCGCUGAAGACGCUGCAGCAGCCCACGCGCCGCUCGCGCCUCAUGAUCGCCGCCGCCUGGGUGCUGAGCUUGGUGCUCAGCACGCCGCAGUACUUGGUCUUCUCCAUGGUGGAGGUGAACAACGUCACCAAGGCCAACGACUGCUGGGCCACCUUCAUCCAGCCGUGGGGGCCCCGCGCCUACGUGACCUGGAUGACGGCUGGCAUCUUCGUGGCGCCCGUGGUGCUCCUGGCCACCUGCUACGGCUGCAUCUGCUCGCACAUCUGGCGCAGCGUCCGCGGCAGGACGGCCCUGCGCGCGGGGGCGGCGGCGGGCGCGGUCCCGAGGGGCGUCCUGCGGGCGCCAGGGGCCAGCAGCGUGAAGACCAUUUCCCGCGCCAAGAUGCGCACCGUGAAGAUGACUUUCGUGAUCGUGACCGUGUACAUCGUUUGCUGGGCGCCCUUCUUCAUCCUCCAGAUGUGGUCCGUCUGGGACGACGGGUUUGUUUGGAUCGAAUCAGAAAACCCAGCCAUCACCAUCACGGCAUUACUGGCUUCCCUGAACAGUUGCUGCAAUCCCUGGAUCUACAUGUUUUUCAGUGGCCAUCUCCUGCAAGACUGUGUGCAGAGCUUCCCAUGCUGCCAAAACAUGAAGCAAACAUUCAACAAAGUAGAUUCUGACAGUGUGAGCAGAAGACAGACUUCCUAUACUAACAACCGAAGCCCGACAAACAGUAUGGGCACAUGGAAGGACUCCCCUAAAACUUCCAAGUCCGUCAAAUUCAUUCCUGUUUCAACCUGA